Molecule: messenger RNA, 3363 nt
Organism: Malassezia pachydermatis
Lineage: Eukaryota; Fungi; Basidiomycota; Malasseziomycetes; Malasseziales; Malasseziaceae
Product: cysteine proteinase
Exons: 1
Coding region: 1-3363 (1120 amino acids)
Biological process (GO): regulation of protein stability; protein deubiquitination
Cellular component (GO): cytosol; nucleus
Molecular function (GO): cysteine-type endopeptidase activity; protein binding; cysteine-type deubiquitinase activity
Source: RefSeq, a predicted model, not a curated record
AUGGACACUCAAGACGUUGGCAUGAGCGUUGCAGACCCUCUCACUGCCGAUGAGGGCGUGCAUGCGCUUGCGCGUAUUAGCGUCAUGGACCACAAAGCGUUCGCGGACAAGUACCUUGCGGACUUGGGGCAGGAGGAGGCCGAUUUUCAGGUAUGCCACUGGCCGAUCAAGUCAUGGCAUGCCCUGGACAAGCGCAUCACAGGCCCCGAGUUUGAGUGCGGUGGCCAUCGCUGGCGCAUUUUGCUUUUCCCCUUUGGCAACUCGAAUGGCCAGCCGUACGAUAUGGUGUCGGUGUACUUGGACUACGCGGACAACCAGAAUACACCGGAAGGAUGGCAUGCAUGUGCCCAGUUCGCUCUUGUAAUCUCGAACCCGAACGAUCCGACAUUGUUCUCGACCAGCCAAGCCCACCAUCGUUUCACGGCCGAGGAGAUGGACUGGGGUUUCACGCGGUUCAAUGAAUUCCGUAAGCUCGCUGUGCCGCUGGACAACCGUACGCGUCCCAUCAUUGAGGAUGAUCAGGCGGUCGUGUCGGCGUACGUGCGUGUGCUCAAGGACCCCACAGGCGUGCUGUGGCACAACUUUAUCAACUACGACUCGAAGAAGGAGACGGGCUAUGUCGGUAUGAAGAACCAAGGUGCGACUUGCUAUAUGAACUCGCUCCUGCAGUCGCUCUACUUUACGAACUACUACCGCCGUGCUGUGUACCAGAUCCCAACGGAGAAUGAUGUGCCCACGGACAGUGUCGCAUAUGCUCUGCAGCGUGUGUUUUACCAGCUGCAGACGUCCAACUUGCCUGUGGGAACCACGGAACUGACCAAGUCCUUUGGCUGGAAGUCGCUCGACUCGUUCCUGCAGCAUGACGUGCAGGAAUUUAACCGUGUCCUUCAGGAGAAGUUGGAAGAAAAGAUGAAGGGCACAGCAGCGGACGGCGCCAUCACGAAUUUGUUUGUUGGCAAGAUGAAGAGUUUCCUGCGAUGCGUGAAUGUAGACUUUGAAUCGUCGCGUUCGGAAGACUUUUAUGAUAUCCAGCUGAACGUGAAGGGUAUGUCCAACCUGGAGCAGUCGUUCUGGGACUAUAUCCAAACAGAAAUGCUGGAAGGCGACAACAAGUACUUCGCAGAAGGAUACGGCUUGCAAGACGCAGAGAAGGGCGUGAUUUUUGAAAAGUUCCCGCCUGUGCUGCACCUGCAGCUCAAGCGCUUUGAAUACGAUAUGGAGAAGGAUAUGAUGGUCAAAAUCAACGAUCGACAUGAAUUCCCACUGGAAAUUGAUUUGAAGCCGUUCCUGAUCAAGGAGGCACAAAGCGAGCCUUGGGUGUACAAACUGCACGGUGUGUUGGUGCACUCAGGUGAUUUGCACGGCGGCCACUACUUUGCCCUUAUCAAACCAGAGCGUGACAGCAAUUGGUUCAAGUUUGAUGAUGACCGUGUGACACCGGCCACAUUGAAAGAAGUGCUGGAGGACAACUUUGGUGGGGAGAUGAUGCCGACCAACGGAGCGCAGCGUCAGUUCGCGGCCACUGCCCCAGUGCGCGCUAUGAAGCGCUUCACCAAUGCGUAUAUGCUUGUAUAUGUGCGUGAGUCGAAAAUGGACUCGGUGCUCAAGCCUAUCCAAGAGGUGGACACGCCUAUGCACCUGCGCAAUCGACUGGAGGAAGAGCGUGUUGAGAUGGAGGCGCGUCGUCGCGAGCGGGAGGAGCAGCAUUUGUACUUGACGACCAAGGUGGUGACAGAAGAGCUUAUCCGACAGCACCAGGGCUUUGACUUGGCUACGUUUGACGAUCGCAUGGGCCGCCCGACCGAGUUGCCGACGUUCCGUGUGUUGAAGAACGAGCCGUUUGUCAGUUUCAAGACACGCUUGGCACAGCACUUUAAUGUACCGGACCACUUGAUGCGGCUGUGGGUGCUGGUGAACCGCCAGAACAAGACUGUGCGUCCUGAUGCCGUGGUGCCGGAGAACGAUCCGAACUUAACGCUGGAGAUGGUACGUGAUCGAAUGGCGUCUAGGCAGCACGACCUGCGUCUCUUUGUCGAGAUGCUGGACCCCGAUAGUUUGGCCAUGACGCAUUUCGACGCGUCGACGCCUGGCAAUUCGAUCAUGAUCUUCCUCAAGUACUUUGAUACGUCGCGGCAGACGUUGUUGGGCGUUUCGCGGAUGUAUGUCCAGCGCCAGAUGAAAGUUGCGGAUCUUGUGCCUACCAUCAAUGAGCUGAUGCGCUGGCCACCGACGACGCAGGUCAAGCUGUUUGAAGAGAUCAAGCCAGGUAUGAUUGAGUUGCUGAAGCCAAAGGCAACAUUUGUGCAAAGUGAAAUCCAGGACGGUGAUGUGAUUUGUUUCCAGAUUGAGCUCUCGGAGAAAGACGCUAACGACUAUGAGAUGCAGCAGCUGUACUCCAAUCCCAUCCAGUUCUACGACUUUUUGCAGAACCAGGUGCGGCUUUUGCUCAAGCCGCGCUACGAGGAUGCACCGUGCCAAACGGAAUUUGAGCUCACGCUGAGCAAGAAGAUGACAUACGACAUGCUGGCUACCAAGGUCAGUGAGCGCCUAAAACAGGAUCCAUUGAAGCUCCGGUUCACGGCGGCGAACGGCCCGAAUGGCACGCCCAAGACGGUGCUGAAACGCUCGGCGAACCAGACAGUGAACGAGAUUAUUCAGACGAGCUAUCUGCAGGGCUCUGCGAGUCUGUUGUACUAUGAGAUGCUCGAUGUGAGUAUUAUUGAGCUCGAGACGAAGCGUUCGCUCAAAGUCGUGUGGAUGGGUGCAUUCAACAAGGAAGAGGCGCAACCGCAUUCGUUCCUGCUGCCCAAGACGGCGACGAUCCAUGAGCUAAGUGACCAGCUGGCGAAGCUCGUGACGCUGCGUCCUGAGGAGACAGGCAAGAUCCGCAUCUUUGAGUCAGCGGCGCUGGGCAAGCAGCAGCGUGAGCUGCAUUCGUUCGAUACAAUCAACAGCAUUCCCGAUGGGACGGAGCUCUUUGCCGAGGAAAUCUGGCCUGAGGAGCUGGCGCUCGGCGAAGACAAGAAGCUCGUGCAAGUAUGUCACUUUACGAAGGACAUUGCGCGGACGCAUAGUGUGCCAUUCCGCUUUGUGCUGAAGCAGGGCGAGCGUUUCGCCGAGACGGCUCAGCGACUGCAGCAGCGUAUGGAUGUUCCAGAGAAGGAGUUUGCCAAGUACCGCUUUGCGCUCAUCCAACUGAGCCAGUUCAAGCAGCCGACAUACCUCGAGGAUGAUGACGUGCUGUUUGAGCACAAGUUCCAGCCUGACGACAUUCUCGGUGUGGACCACAUCGAUAAGACAGGCCGCUCCAACCGGUACAAUACAUCAGCGGCCCAGGACCGUGGCAUUCGUAUUCGCAGCUAA